This is a messenger RNA of Caenorhabditis sp. 36 PRJEB53466, 2656 nucleotides long. NCBI's taxonomy places the organism in Eukaryota, Metazoa, Nematoda, Chromadorea, Rhabditida, Rhabditidae. The record is from the annotation of a GenBank genome assembly.
AUGUCGAUGAAUUCAGGUAAAAUGAUCGCCGUCGGAAUGCACGUCGAGAUUAAACGGAGCGACGGUCGCAUCCACGGCGCCGUCAUAGCAGAAGUCAAGUCGAAUGGUCGAUUUAUGGUCGAAUGGUACGAGAAGGUGAGUAAAGAAAGGCUUAAUUCAAAAGCACGCAUCUUUUGGCAGUCUCCCAAGGCUCAUCACAAAGCCAUGCAUUUUGUAUGUCCCAAACCAAAAAUCAUGCAUUUUAUUUUUACGCGUCUUAAAAAAUAUUGUUAUGUACUUUUCUGGUUGCAGGGAGAGACCAAAGGAAAGGAAUCGACGCUCGACGAAUUGCUCAAACUGAAUCCGACGCUGCAGAUGUCGAAACCGGCACCACCUCCGGCGCCGAAGACACUUCAGAUGUCGACAGUCAGCAACAGACUGAGCAUGGCUCCGAACCACCAGGAUAUGAUACUCGACGAGGAAGACACGUUCUUGCUGGAUCACAUCAACCUUAAGAACAACAAGAGUGAGCAAAAAAGUAAGACGAAUUCAAUGUGCUAGAAAUUACUGAAAUAACCACAGACGCUGCUCCGAAUAAGCGCCAAUCUGGAAUCUUCAUGCAACACGUUCCUUUCCGUGCCGCUUCUCCUGUCGAGAAGGCUCAACCCGCAAGACGUGCUCCGUCUCCGAAGGCUGAAAAAUUCGUGGCGCCUGUUCCUCCGAAACCAGUUCUAACUACUCGUGCUCAGCCGGCUGCAGACCCUGUUUCGAAACCGAUAUCCACGCGUUCGGCUGCUGCUGCGUCUGAUAUUGCUAAGACUCCCCGUAUUGCGGCUCUGCCAGCUGCUGCUCCUGUCGUCGUUCCAGCUCCUGCUCCGGUUGUUGCUGAAAUCAACUCCCAGCGUGCUCCGUCUCCAGCCGCCACUAGAGGACCUUCUCCGAAGAAUGUGCCCCGCUCGUAUCCACAACAAGAAGUGGCCGUAACGAACAAAGACUUCACCUUUGCAGAAAUGAUUCGUAAUUACAGGGCUAACGUAAGAAAUCGGGUGCUACCCCGAAUCGGAACUUCCCGAAUCAGAACUGGUACUAAUCCGAACUAUUUUCAGUGCUAAUUGGUUCUGAUUCGUACCAGUUCUGAUUCGGGAAGUUCCGAUUCGAGGCAGCACCAGAAAUUGUAAGUUUGUCGGCUGAAACUCUCAUUCGUUCCAGAUUGAUUAUCGUCCGCUGAGUGUGUUCGACGCAGUCAAUGAGAAUCGAAUUUCUGUGUGCGUUCGGAAGCGUCCGUUGAACAAGAAAGAGCAACUGAAGAAUGAAGUGGACGUGAUCACAAUCCCGAGUCGAGACAUCACCGUCCUCCAUCAGCCACAAGUUCGUGUCGAUCUCACCAAAUACCUCGAUAAUCAAAAGUUCCGCUUCGAUUACUCGUUCGACGAAUCCGCUAACAACGAACUCGUUUACAGGUUUUCUUUUAUUAAUCAUCCGAAAACAUAUAUAAUUUCAGAUUCACUGCUGCACCUUUGGUAAAAACCAUCUUCGAAAACGGAAAUGCUACGUGUUUCGCUUACGGACAAACUGGUUCCGGAAAGACGCAUACGAUGGGAGGCGACUUCUCCGGAAAGAAGCAGAAUGCGUCGAUGGGAAUCUAUGCUCUUACCGCUCGAGACGUCUUUCGAAUGCUCGAACAGCCCCAGUAUCGCCGCAAAGAUCUCACUGUUCACUGUGCUUUCUUCGAAAUUUAUGGAACGAAGACGUUUGACUUGCUGAAUGAAAAAACGGAGCUGCGAGUGCUCGAGGACAAGAUGCAAAAGGUGCAAAUUGUCGGAUUGAAGGAAGAGCGAGCCAUGCACGAGAAAGACGUCCUCGAGCUCAUAAACAAGGGAACUCUGGUGAGAACAGCCGGAACCACUUCGGCCAAUGCGAAUUCGUCUCGUUCUCAUGCCAUCUUCCAAAUUAUUCUGAGACAGUGAGCUAAAGGGUUAUUGUGACAAAUGGGAAGUUAAUUGUAUUGCAGAGGAAAGAAGGUGUGGGGCAAAUUCUCGCUCAUCGAUUUGGCCGGAAACGAGAGGGGGCAGGACACGCGGGAAUGUGACAGAGACACGAGGAAGGAGGGAGCCAACAUCAAUCAGUCGUUGCUCGCUCUCAAGGAAUGCAUCCGUGGAAUGGCUCGCAACAGUUCGCACGUUCCCUUCCGCCAAUCGAAGCUAACCAUGGUUCUGAGAGACAGUUUCAUCGGAGAGAAGUCACGAACUGUCAUGAUUUCUAUGAUUUCUCCUGGAAUUUCGUCCAGUGAUCAUACUCUGAACACUCUUCGGUACGCCGAUCGCGUCAAAGAAAUGGGAACAGAUGGGAGCGGAGAGGCGACUCCGAUUCGCGACGAAGAUUUGUUCUUGCCGCCGCAAAGCGAAAAAUCAGAUGACGAGUACGACGAAGAGCAGGAGAAACUGGAACACCGUCGUCUGGCAGUUGAUCACUUGCGCAAUCUGAACGAAAUGACUGAGAAGGCAAGAUUUGAUCAGGUCCUUUUUGUCCGUUACAGAGCUGUUUUCAGUUGUCCCGGGAGUCGAUGUCCGUGCUUUCGAACGAGCCGAGCGCAACCCAGAAAGCAGAGUGCCUCGCCAGACUCGAUCAGUUGGCCCAGAUCAUUUCAAACACGCGUGUCGCAGUCGAAAACAUCUGA